UACGCUAAAAGCACGUUGCAGUGUUGCUCGGCGUCUACGCCCACUGAGGUGCUGCUGCUCAUUUUCCUGCGGGAAAAAGCUCAUUACAGGAAGGAAAGCAAGCACGGUAAAGCAGGCAGGGAGGCUGGCUGGCUGGCUGGGAGGCAGAGAGAGCUCAGGAGCGGCCGAGUUCCAUCAUCGACGUACAGCGUGACAAAUAAUGGCCCAGCACUGAAAAACGACAAGGCCGCCGGGUUGCUUCGCUCUGUCACCGCCAAAGUCCGUUGUUCCCGUGCGUGUGUGUGCGCGUGUUGUGUGUAUGGGUUUUUAUGAUUUCCACCUCGGACUUUAGACGCAUUUAGAGCUGAAACAACCCUUGUCGGGAAUGGAAUUCGUAUGACUGGACUGAUUACCGGAGGACCUCUCCUGUUGUCAACCUGCCGUGGAAAUCGACGUGUGCUCUUGGCCGCCUGCUGCCUCGGCGAAGCCGCAGAGAGCGACACCACCACACCGCUCGGAUCGUUAAAAGCCUACCACUGUCCGAACCUUCCAGCACCUGGACACAUCGGAACCGCUCUGUCUGCUGGCUGUGUGUAGAUAACGCAAACGUGCCACCGUGUGCUUUUUUUUUGCUGCCUGUAUAAUGCCGACACAUUUGCGUUUCCGAAGAAGGUCAUACCUUGGGCUUUUAUUCCUUUUUUCGCUCUCAACCUCGGCACUGUAUUUCAUCUACUCCGCUCCUGGUAUCGUGAACGAGUACGUGUUCAUGGUCCAAGCUAGAGGGAUCCGGAUCAGAGAAAAUGUGAAGAAUAUCGGUGCUCAGGUCCUGGAGCAGGUGGUGAGGGGUGCCUACAGCAAUGGCACAGAUUACUCUUAUGACUUCAACAUGAGCGAGAGUGAUGCUCCUCCCACUGCAUACCUCCCUGAGGGCUUCACGUACCUCCCCUCACAAGUUUGCCCUGAGAAGCUGCCCUCCAUGAAGGGUAGGUUAGAGGUGAAUAUGACUGAAGUGUCACUGGAGGAUGUGGAGAGAUCACUGCUGCAAGAAGAAAGAACUUUGGCCUCAGGAGGCCACUGGAAGCCCAAAGACUGUUUACCUCGCUGGAAGGUGGCAAUCCUAGUCCCAUUCAGGAACCGACACGAGCACCUUCCUAUCCUCCUGAGACAUCUGGUGCCAGUGCUGCAGAAACAGAGGCUCCAGUUUGGAUUUUAUGUCAUAGAGCAGGCCGGCACAGAGCCCUUCAACCGAGCCAUGUUGUUCAAUGUGGGCUACAAGGAGGCCAUGAAGGAUCUGGACUGGGACUGUCUGGUCUUCCAUGAUGUGGACCACCUCAUGGAGAAUGACAGGAACUACUAUGGCUGCACAGACAUGCCCAGACACUUUGCGGUCAAGCUUGACAAGUACUCAUACAUGCUUCCGUAUAAUGAGUUCUUUGGCGGUGUGAGCGGCCUGAGAGUGGGACAGUUCAAUAAGAUUAAUGGAUUUCCUAAUGCGUUCUGGGGCUGGGGAGGAGAGGAUGAUGACCUUUGGAACAGAGUGCUGUUUGCCAAUUACACCGUAAGCAGACCACACGGAGAUCUGGGGCGGUACAUGUCCAUUCCACACCACCAUCGCGGAGAGGUCCAGUUCCUGGGGAGGUAUAGUCUUCUUCGCCAUUCAAAGGAGAGGCAGAAAGUGGAUGGCCUGAACAACUUAAACUACUCCCCCCUAGUGUCCAAGAGGCCUCUUUACACCAACAUCACGGUCAGCUUGAGCAGAAAUCUUGCACCUGUAGCCGACUACUGAUGUAGGCAGAGCUGGACUGAGAACCACCCGGGAAUCAAAAGUCUUCUGGGACAUCAGCCAUAUCUCACCAGUUGCGGCACUGCUGAAAAGUCUUUUAGUUUGUUCGUGCUUUGUUUCUUUUGUGGGUAUGCAAAAAAGAAAAAAAAUACGAAGACUCAAAAUACGCAUUGGCUAAAUCAUACAAGAAAAUAAGGAUAAACGCUGCACUUGUUUGUGCCACAGUCUACCACUUCACUCAUCUGGGAUUAUCUAGUCUUCAGUGUCCACAUGCCUUUUGCACCAUUUUGGCCUUCAACACCCAUCAAGUCAUUAAUUUCCUUCAUUGAAUCUGCGAUUAACUCAUCCCUGCACUUCAGUUUACAUUAGUUCUAUAAAGUAGGCCAUGAGACACACUUGCCACUCUUGCACGUGCGCAGCAGUUUGACUUAAAACGUGAUGACGUGGUCUAUUAUUUUGCUUUUGCACUUCUUACUCCUUACAUGAAUGCAGUAGUCCUGUGAAAACAUUUGCAUGCACAAACACACACACACACACACAUAUGCGAGCGCGCGUUCACACACACACAUACACACACCUCUUACCACAUGGAAGCUUGCAGCUGGUUCUGCAAAAGAUAUGCCAAAAUCUACCAAUGAAGAGAACUAUGAAGUGUUUUCAAUCAUCUAUACGUGAGAUAGUUUACGCUAAAUUUAGAGUAUAUAAAUACCUUGCUAAUUUCUUACAGCUAUAUUUUACCCUGUGAACGUACCAUUUGAAGACUGUGAUAUUUGUGUUUGCGUUGUCGCUUUGGGUGUACGUGGCUGCCAGCGAGGGAGUGGCUGUAGGUGGGAAAGCGUCGCUUGUCCUGUUAGCAAUAAGCUGUAAUAUCACAGAGAUGACUUUGGACCCGAUUGCCUCAUGAUACAGAUGCAAUAGCCCGGGUGCUAGCGUAUACUCGCAUUGGACUACGGAGGCGGAAAGACUGCGUAUGCAAAGGUUGCGGUCAGCGCACCUUUGGCUAAGUCAACACGCCACCCGAUGGAAAAAGGGCGUCUUCUCAGAACCUCUGCAUGACCGCGUGCUUGUCUGGGAGUGUGUUAGCGAGCGAGAGCCUAUGCAAAUGGCUCGGAUGGAUCAAGUUGUCGUGACAUCAGAGUCGGAGUGACAGGAUUGUCUUCAGACCCCAUUUUGUUUGCCGGGCGUAAUCACAGGCGUUUUUUCUUUGUGAUCGCCUCAGUUUUCACGAUCUAACUAGAUCACACUUGAUUGCUGUCACUGUCCAGAUGGUGUUUACAGAAGCUUUUGAUUUAUUUGUCUGAUUGCAUAGUCCCCCCCCCACUGUAAAAUUUAGUAAUGUAUUGAUGCCUGCCUUCAGUAAUAUUAUUUUAAAAGUAAAGUCCUCUUUCGUGCAGAUCUGAAUAUUUAAGGCAUCAGCUUGUAUACCGUCGAUGACCAACCCUGUCAGGUUGUGUUGUCGAGCAGCUUGCGAGUCGAACAUCCCUGAUGUUCUACGAGUACACAGCUGUCAAGUAAUUGCCCUUUUUUUAUUUAAGUGUGCUCUGAAUCGACCAUCUCAAUCUAAACAUUAAAAAAAAAAAACCACACACACACACGCACAGAUACGCUCUCACUGGCUGCCGUCUCGUCACGAAGCUACUCCAUUUCACUCAUAUCACCUUGUAUGCAUUUAAGAUGUAUGUGGGUUAUUUUGUGGGAGGAGGGUGGGCGAUGAAUUAUUGUUGUUCCCACAGUGAGGCUGGACCUCUUUUUAUUUAUUUGAUCCCUUAUGGAUUAUUUUCUGUAAUUGUUUUUGUUAUUCUAAUUUCUGCCGUUUGAUGUGUGCUGAUUAUGACAAGAUGUAUGACAGGCCGUGUUAGACGCACUGAAUCUUGUAGUCAUGUGUAUUUGUGUGGGGGUUGUGUGGUUCGGAUCCUGUGUUUAAACCUGGGAGCAGCUUUAUUUCAUCCAGACGCAAGGUCUGACCAAGUCGACCGGGACCCGUUUAAGAUGGUGUGUGUUGAUUUGUUCAGCAGACACGUCUGAGGACGCCAUUUUGUGUGACAACCGCUGGAAGAGCAAGAAAGCCAAUUACGUGUAAGCUCCUCAUGGCUUUCAUUGAGCACCUCCUUUUAGAGUGUUAAUGGCGCUGACCUGCUUGAUAGCUUCUCUCUCAGAAGUUCCCCAUGCGCUCUUUCGAAACUAUUCCAAGAACAUGGAUGGGGCUUCAAUUUCCAACAGUCAGAUCAUUCCUAUUAACUAAUCCCAGUUGUAAAACUACAACUCUUCCUUCAUCUAAAAAUGAAGGGAAAAAAAAAAUCUAUUUGGCAGUUCAGUCAGAUUUCACACAGGAAAUAAUAUCAUCUCUCGAGUAAGUAAAUAUCUUCUGCGGUAUAUCCUAAAACAAUGUGAAAUGAUAAAUCAAAAUGACUCAUGAAGUGGCUGAAUGAACUUUUCAACGGGUUGAAUGUUUACAACGAGAAAGCUUGUCCUUUAUUGGAUUGUCGUGUUACUCGUUUUCUUUAUGAAACUUCAACUGAUGGCAAGGAGCAUUCGUCAAUAUCAAGCUUUAAUUAACUACUCAAAACAAUAACAAGGCUCCCUGGAAAAGUUGGGGCAAAACUAAUGGCAUAACAUCCUGUCAAAAAUCAGGCCUUCAAAACAAAGUGCGACAGUUUAAGAUGUUUCACCAUGCUUAAUUCGGCCCUUUGGUGGUGUAUUUAUUCUAUUCUGUGCUUGUCUUUUUUUUUUAGCACGACUGUUCCUUAAUGUUGCUCAAGAAAAUGUGGUUCGACUGUAUUUUUAUUUUGAAAGUCUGGCUUUUGACAGGACAUGUUUUCUAGAUUUUGGAGAGCGGACCAUGAAGGUUAAUGCUACUGAUUUGUUACUGAAACCUUACUUGGUGGAAUACGCCUUGCUGUCAAAUAACCCACACAACUUAACUUAAUGAGUAGAAAAUGGUCAAAAAUACUUAACAUAUACCAGGACAUAGGAAAACCGAGUUUUCACUGUGCUUGCUUGUUUUUGGGCAACAUGUGGAAAUGUGUCUUCUACUGUAUUCAACCAUCAAGAGAUUGUUUGUUUUGAUUCAGCGUCGUAUUUACCUCCGAACCAAACUAUGAAGAGAUGCUCAGUGGCAGUCGUGGAUAGUCACAGAAUUUGUGUAAAGGACAAAAGCUUCUUCAUGCGUGUUUGAGUGAAAUGGUGGAACCCUCCAGAGGUGGAACUGCACUCUUACUAGAGUUGAGAUUUUGUAGUUUUCUUUUCCUGCACUGAUAAUGAUUUAUAGGGGCCUGGUAGUGAAAUUCGGCAGGUUCUUUAUUUUCUUGACACUUAUACAUGAAACACUGUAUAUGUUUUACUUUAUCAUUGAUUUAAAUUAAAAGCUCAAUGGACAUAUAGAAAGAACCAAAUGGUUAAGGUUAGGAGCAUUCACAUGAGGAUUUGACACGGAUGGUGCUCGCUAUAUGAAGAGACCUGAUUUGUCAGUGUAAAGUCAGUAUUGGGCUUCAUUUUCGAUUAUGUAGAACAAGCAGCUUCAUCUGCCUGCUGAUGAAUUAAAAAUGUUUUUUUUUUUUCCUCCUAUGACUCUCAUGCUUUUGUCCAAAACAGGAAAUUGAUUGUUUUUCAGUUGGUGAUAGGAGCAUGCUGGCCAGUCAAGUACCUCUUCUUUUAUUUUUUUUCAUUCUUCUCAUAUAUAUAUAUAUAUAUAUAUAUAUAUAUAUAUAUAUAUAUAUAUAUAUAUAUAUAUAUAUAUAUAUAUAUAUAUAUAUUGUAACUGGUCUCAGUUCAGGCAGACGGAGCCUGCUGCUCAUGAUACCAUAACCUCACCUGUUCUGAUCCAUUCUAUGCUGGUUUAAAUGAAGGAACCAUACUUGGGCAUCUGAUAAAACUGGCAGCCUUAAAAGCUUCUUAAUUUAUUGCAGUGUUUUUCACUCAAUUUUUUUUUUUUUUUUUUUUUUUUUUUUUUUUUACAAGCAAAAUAUUUAAAUUUCGAUAAGUGCAUAUCAAGUUAUCCAUUGUAAAUAUUGUUGUGUGUAGUGUUUUAGAAAAUCUAUAAGGUCUUAAAUUUACUACAGAUGGUAGCAUAAAGAACAAGGAUUUGGAGUGGGUUUGGCUGGUACGGGUGCCAUUCAAGUGAAGCUUACAUAGUGACUACAUCAAUGUCUUUGCAUCUCUGCUUCCCAGCACAUCCCUUUUUUUUUUUUAACCUCAAAAAAAGUUCAGUAUCCUCUCCUCCCCAAAUUUUGAUUCCUCUCACAUUUGCAGAUGUGUUCUACAUUCAAGUGGCCUCCCUCACUUAAGAUGCUGGUAUUGACGUAAUGUGUCACGGCAGAAGUGGGCACCUGCCUUUGUAUUUUCUUUCUGCUCGUGACAUCUCCAAGGGUGACGGCAGUUGGAGUGUAAAUGUGUGGGCGUCACUGUAAGGCUGCAAAGACGUCUGCCAAAAACACCAUGUGCUUUAAAUGCGACAAAAAUACUGGCACCCAAACCAGCGACGCAAUCUGCUCCAAAAUAUCCAAGGAUUCAUUUUCUAUGAAUUUGAACCAAUAAUGACAAGAAACAGACUCCACUGAAUUAUUAAUGAGUAAAUUAUUGACUUGAUAUUGUCCCUGACUGUAAAGCGGGACAUGGUCCCUGAAUUAGAGUCACUUUAAACCACUUGUCAAAAGUUGAUGUCAGCCUUACGUGGAUCUGUUUGUGUAUUGGCAUAUUUAUCUUUUGAUUAUAGAAAUUUGUAUGAUGGGGAUUUUCUUUUAUACCAUCGUUAUUGUCGAAGUACACCAAUAAAAAAAACUUGUAAAGAU
Messenger RNA from Syngnathus typhle (broad-nosed pipefish), 6549 nucleotides. RefSeq names its product UDP-Gal:betaGlcNAc beta 1,4- galactosyltransferase, polypeptide 5 (gene b4galt5). The record is from RefSeq and is a predicted model, not a curated record. Gene Ontology annotation, molecular function: UDP-galactose:glucosylceramide beta-1,4-galactosyltransferase activity. NCBI's taxonomy places the organism in Eukaryota, Metazoa, Chordata, Actinopteri, Syngnathiformes, Syngnathidae. Gene Ontology annotation, biological process: carbohydrate metabolic process; glycoprotein biosynthetic process. The coding region runs from base 623 to 1765 and encodes 380 amino acids. The transcript has 9 exons.